AUGAAUCCAAUGCAAGGGCCAAGGAACACUGGUGGUUCAUCUACGGAAGUGAAUCAGACAGAUGGUGAUUCGGUUUAUAGCAGCGCAGAGACCUCUUUGAAUAACAUGAUGAAUCCAGUAGACAACGAGUUUCGAAACAAUAGUACCUCUUCACCUUAUGCAAGUUCAAGUUCUCAUGGUUCUCAACAUCAUAACUGGUGGAGGUUCGGGGAAUCCAGCUCUGUAUCAGGACCAUCGGAUCAUGUUAGUUCCAUUGGAAUGAAGACAAAUCAUCAGCUUCCGCAAGAUGUUGGUCAUCAGUUUGUUGGCUACGGAUCUGAGGGAAGGCAUUUAGGUUUGAAUGGUAUGAUGGUACAUGAAAGGGUUCAUCGUAACAGUCACAUCAGUAAUGGACCGUCUUACAUGCGUGGGUCAAGCUCUAAUGCUAGGCCACAGCGUGUAGAUAUGAGCAUGGAUAUGGACACCGAUUGUUAUGGUGCGCAGACUUCCGGGGUAGUUAUCCGUCAUAAUAGCGGUGGGAGCUCAUUAGGAAGCUCGAUUCCCGCCGCUGGGGAGAGUAGCAGUGGUCCAGCUUCUUCGUUGGGUGGUUGGGGCUCGUCUUGCAAAAGAAAGGCUCUUGAAGGAGCUCCUGACUACUUUGUUCAGACUGAGAAUGCAGGUUUUGCUCAGUAUGGUGCUUCAAGCAGCUUAAGUUUGGCUACACCUUCACAAAGUUCUCCAAAUGUUACUAAUCAUUUUGGCCGAACAGAGCAAAUGUUUGGCUCUUCUGGUGGUGGAAGAGCAGUUGCAACCAAUGCUAGAAACACUGACACCUUCUCUAGACCUGGCAGACGAUUGAAUCCAAGGCAGCCUCAGGAGUCUGUAGCAUUCACCGUUUCGCACGAUGGAAGUUCUAUGCGUCCCAGUGGUUCUUUGCAACAGAAUUUACCAUUAAACUCUUCUUUUGUAGAUCCUCAAGAUGUGAGAUUAACAUUAUUCCCUAGUGGUGAGAAUCAGACAAAUGUAGUCCACCUCCCUGCUUUGACUAGGAAUAUACACCAUUUUGCUUGGGGAUCUUCUUUCAGUUCGAGAGCCGGAAGUUCCUCAGGUGUUGGCAUGCCGGCAGAGCGAUCUGGACCACAAUGGGAAGCACCAAGAAGCAAUCCAGAGCAGCUAAUGUUUUCACCUGCAACUGUGCAUGAUCAAUCUAUGUGGAGUUUCAGUCGUGGGAACCCUGGUUCGUCUAUAGACUCUCCCUUUGUUCCUCGAGCAGGGCCAACGAGUUCAUCUGUUCAUGCGCAGCAGCCUAAUCCCGCGUGGAUUCCUCCUAUGACUGCUGCCUCGUUACAUAAUGCAUCGAGAACAACACCAGAACUUUCUCCUUGGUCUUUAUUUCCUAGUAUUGAAUCUCAAUCAGCUAGUCAUGGUGGCUCUCUUCCCUUGUUGCCAACAGGUCCUCCUUCUGUUUCCUCAAAUGAGGUGGCAAUGCCAUCUAGUUCUAGUAGUCGGAGCCAUCGCUCACGGCACAGAAGAUCAGGGCUGUUAUCAGAGAGACAGAAUGAUCAUCUCCAGUUGCGUCACUUGGGGAGAAGCUUGGCAGCUGACAGUGAUGGAAGGAAUCACCUCAUCUCCGAGAUACGUCAGGUGUUGACCGCCAUGAGAAGAGGAGAAAAUUUACGGAUUGAGGAUUACAUGGUGUUGGAUCCUCUUAUCUACCAGGGUAUGACUGAAAUGCAUGAUAGGCAUCGGGAAAUGCGCCUUGAUGUUGACAACAUGUCGUACGAGGAGCUGUUGGCACUUGGGGAACGCAUAGGAGAUGUGAGCACAGGGCUAAAAGAAGAGGUCAUUUUGAAAACAAUGAAACAGCACAAACAUACAUCUUCUUCUUCUUCUGCUGAGUUGCAUCAGGACAUAGAGCCUUGCUGUAUCUGUCAGGAAGUGUAUGCAGAAGGUGAUAAUCUUGGGACGUUGGAAUGUGGCCAUGAGUUCCACAAGGACUGCAUCAAGCAAUGGGUCAUGCUCAAGAAUCUCUGCCCCAUUUGUAAGACCGUCGCAUUAACCACCUGA
This is a messenger RNA of Microthlaspi erraticum, 2046 nucleotides long. The record is from the annotation of a GenBank genome assembly. NCBI's taxonomy places the organism in Eukaryota, Viridiplantae, Streptophyta, Magnoliopsida, Brassicales, Brassicaceae.